Rodentolepis nana is the source of this 1479-nucleotide messenger RNA. NCBI's taxonomy places the organism in Eukaryota, Metazoa, Platyhelminthes, Cestoda, Cyclophyllidea, Hymenolepididae. The record is from the annotation of a GenBank genome assembly.
AUGAAGACUACACAAUUACCACUUCCUUAUGUCACAGUCAUGAGUGUUGAUCUCCACCAACCUAACUGCCCCACAGAAACCAUUGACAUAUUUCGUUCUCGUAUCCUGAGCCUCUGCUCGCAAUCCCUCUCCACUUCGGGCACAAUCCUCGUAGUGGCAUAUGAUCGCAAGGCCGUGAACCAAACCGGUAGCGGUCAUUACACUCUAGUCGGUGGUUAUCAUCCUAAACGUGAUCUCAUCUUGGUUCUCGAUACAGCUGCAUUUAAGUAUCCAAUGCAUUGGGCUCCCCUCACUUCCAUCUACAAUGGAAUCUGCUCCCUGGAUAAGAUUACUGGACGACCCAGGGGGUAUAUGCUCAUAACAAGGACUUUCGAUCCUCGAAUUGGUCUAACUCAAGCAUCAUCUCCCACCCAAGAUUCCCAGGAGACUGGAGAAGCCUUCGAGGAGUAUCGGACGGCUAGGGAAACGUUUAUAUCCUCAUCGGCGUUUGCGAAUGUCAAUAGACUGAUGUUGUUCUGCUUUGCGGACGCUGCAUUUCAGGCCUUUUUCUCACCCCCUUCCUUCCUUGACCCAGACAGUGCUGGAGGUCGCCUGAGGAAGGUGGCAGAAGAAUGGAGCACCUAUUUGAGGACUACGCCUCAAAAUAGUCUUGGUAAAACUUGUUGCUGCCUUCUCCAACCAAUUCGAGGUUCAGAGCACGGCAAAAAUAAUCGAUCUGGUCCCGCCCAUUGCUCACCCAUUCUCUCGCCCAACUCCCCUCCUCAAAAUGGUCGAGGUCAGCGCUGCGAUUGUCCCUGCCUUGUUGAUAGCCUAUUAGAUAAACUGCUCUCUCUGUUGAUCACGCAUCGACCUCCCGGAUUCUUCUUUGGAUGCCAACCCCUCUGGCCAGAUUCAAGUGGAAGUGCUGCCUCGACUAUUGAAACGGCCACACAGAUCAUCUUCGAAUUGGUUUCAUCGGCAACUGGUCGUCGAGCUCGAUUAGCCCUAGAACGUCUCCCUCAACGUUCCUACGAGUGGUUGACCACUGAUGUCUGCGGUCCACUUGCAUAUCGUCCUACUUCCUCCCUUAAUUUGAGUUACGGCAGACCCUCAUUCGGUGUCAACAGUAGCGCGGGGACUCCAUCCCCCACGAGGCUCGCUUGUGCAAUCCCUCUCGUCACAGAUCCAAAGAUUCGAGCAACCACUCUCCUCACUGCUUUCCUCCUCGCAUUUCCAUACCACACAAUCCCGAAACCCAAAGUCACAUCAGAAAAGGUGAGGAUUGAUGCCACCAACACGAGCACAUUAAUUGAAAGACUGGAGAGUUCGGAAAAUCUGCUCAACGACUUGCCAAACCUCUCCGAUCAAACGUGCUUCACCGUGCUCACACCGGGUACUAGGAGUGAGCUCACAGCGCUGUCGAAUAUCCUUUCUCAGUUGGUUGCGAUUAGAAGGCCGCUGGGAACUCGAUGUAUGGAAGGGAAGAAGGAUACUCGUUAG